GUUCACAUUAGGUCACAAAUAUAAAGCUAACCACUCUGACUUUGCAAAAUUACCUAUGAAGCUGGAUGAUUUGUUCGGACGUGCUGGAGGUUCAAUAACUGAAUUUAGGGGUAAAAACAAAAACUGUAACGUGUUUUCGAGGAAAACAAUGAACCGUUGGGAAGUUACGGAAGAAAACAAGUCCAGGUGUUCAGAAGAAAUAGAAUAUGAGGGAACUGUUGAACGUCAAGAAUUUACGGCGGUAGAAACCAUUCAUCAAGGAUUCCAGUCUUUAGUUCAGUUGGCCCUUAGUAAUAUUGACCAAAAGUUAUACAUUAUAAAAUGGGUACCAAUACCACCUAGUUACACAGAAUUAGAGACUUCAGAGAGAACGAAUCAACUUAGACGAUAUCCUUUUACACCAUCUAGAGAAACUGAAAUACUCCAGAAAAUUGAGCAUAAGAAUAUUGUUAAAUUUAUAAAGCUGAUUCAAAACUCAAAUAUCAAUGCUAAUGGAAUAGUUUUAGAAUACCUGAAAAUGGGUGCACUCAAUGAUAUUCCUAACGAAAAAGUAUUGUCAGAUACAGAAAUUAGUGAAUACUUCAAAGAUAUACUAAAUGGAGUGCAGUACUUACAUUCAGUAAAGAUCAUACACAGAGAUUUGAAUCCAAGUAAUAUGCUGAUAACUGAGGACAAUCACUUAAAAAUAACAGAUUUCAGCAUUAGUGUAGAAUUCACAGGAGAAGAUGCAUUACUUCGUGGAACUAUUGGUACUCCUGAAUAUCUUGCUCCAGAAUGUGUGAACGCUUCAGGAGAUGUUUAUACAGGAAAGCCGGUAGAUGUAUGGGCAAUGGGAAUGACUUUAUACUGGAUGAUAUAUAGAAGGCCAUUCUACAAUGGGGCAGAUAAAUAUGAAGUUUAUGAAGCCAUUAGCACACAGCCUGUUAUUAUUGAUGACAAAGUUAGUGACCAGUAUAUUCGUCGAAUUUUUGAAGGGAUUUUCAAAAUAAAUCCGAAAGAGAGAAAUGAUAUUUCUCGACUGCAGAUUCUCAUAGAAAAUGUAUGAAUAACUAUUAUCGCAAGACAAAUCGUCAAUUUCAAAAUGAAUAUAUAUAUAUAUAUAUAUAUA
Trichobilharzia regenti is the source of this 1108-nucleotide messenger RNA. Lineage: Eukaryota; Metazoa; Platyhelminthes; Trematoda; Strigeidida; Schistosomatidae. The record is from the annotation of a GenBank genome assembly.